Molecule: messenger RNA, 4706 nt
Organism: Pantherophis guttatus
Lineage: Eukaryota; Metazoa; Chordata; Lepidosauria; Squamata; Colubridae
Source: RefSeq, a predicted model, not a curated record
AUUCAGAAUAGUUUUGAGCGCGUUUGGGCGAAAUCAUGGCGGAGCUUGGAGAUUUGAACCCGGAGCAAAUAGAAGAGUACCGCAGAUCUGUGUCCCAAGCCAAGGAGGAGGCCCGAAAUGGGAACCUGGAAGCAUCUAUCCACUUGUUCCAACAGGCUCUUGAAAUCCAUUUCAGUGAAAAGCUGACCGCGAACAUUAAAAAGUUGGAGGAAGCCCUAGCUUCUCUGGCUGUGGAGGAGGAGGAGGACGAUGAUGGCUUUGUGGAUGUGUGUCAGAGUGGACUCAUGCUGUAUGGAGAAAUGCACGAUAAGCUUUUUGACUAUCAGAGAGAAGGGGUUGCUUUUUUGUACAAGUUAUAUCGAGACAGAAGGAAGGGCGGCAUCCUGGCAGAUGACAUGGGACUCGGGAAGACCAUUCAGAUCAUUACCUUCCUCUCCGGAAUGUUUGACGCAAAACUCAUCUGUUCCGUGUUGCUGAUUCUCCCAGCCACCCUUCUUAACAAUUGGGUGAAAGAGUUUGCCAAGUGGACCCCAGGCCUGCGAGUGAAAGUUUUUCAUGGGACCAACAAAGCUGAACGUAACAGGUCUCUGGAGCGGAUCCAGAGGAGAAGGGGCGUCUUGCUCACAACCUACCAGAUGCUCCUCAACAGCUGGCCGCAGCUUUCUAGCUUUGGUGGGAAAGAGUUUGUUUGGGACUAUAUCAUUCUGGAUGAAGCCCAUAAAAUCAAAACUCCAUCUGCCAAAACGACAAAAUCUGUGUAUGCCAUUCCUUCCAAAAACCGCAUCCUUCUCACAGGGACUCCGGUUCAAAACAAUCUCAAAGAACUUUGGGCUCUUUUUGAUUUUGCUUGUCAAGGCUCGCUUUUGGGUACCAGCAAAACCUUUCGGAUGGAAUAUGAGAACCCCAUCACAAGAGCCAGGGCAAAAGACGCCACUCCUGGAGAGAAAGCUCUGGGACUUAAAAUCUCAGAAAAUCUGAUGUCCAUCAUAAAGCCAUAUUUUCUGAGACGGACUAAAGAUGAGCUCCAGAAGAAGAAAAAGGCUGAACUUCCAAACCAUCUUCCUGGAAACCAAAGCAAAGAUCUUGCUCCCACCAUGCCUUCACUUCCUCGAAAGAACGAGUUCAUUAUAUGGGCGUUCUUAUCACCCAUACAAGAGGAAAUAUAUAGAAAUUUUAUAUCUUUGGAUCAUAUCAAGGAGCUGUUGUUGUCUACCAGGUCUCCACUGGCUGAGUUGACUGUCCUGAAGAAGCUCUGUGAUCACCCAAGGCUCUUGUCAAAUCGAGCAUGCAGUCAACUAGGCCUGGAAGCAUCCAAUUAUAGCGAACAAGAUGUUGGUGAAAAUGACCUUAGUGAGCUCCCAGACAUGAAAAGGAGUAUUGGGCAUGUUUCUGAUGAGAUGCUGAUUCAGGAGUCUGGAAAGUUGAGCUUCCUUGUGGCGCUGCUGGAAAGACUGCAAGACGAGGGACAUAGAACUCUGGUGUUCUCCCUAUCGCGAAAAAUGUUGGACAUUAUAGAGCGUGUCUUAACUCACAGGGGAUUUAAGCUCAUGCGCGUUGAUGGGACAGUGACCCAGUUGGCAGAACGAGAGAAGAGAAUUGGCAUGUUUCAGAAAGAUGGAGACUACUCUGUCUUUUUGCUUACUACUCAAGUUGGUGGGGUUGGUUUAACCUUAACAGCUGCUAGCCGUGUGGUGAUUUUUGAUCCUAGCUGGAAUCCAGCUACAGAUGCCCAAGCUGUGGACCGAGCUUACAGGAUUGGCCAAAAAGAGAAUGUCAUAAUCUACCGUCUGAUUACCUGUGGGACAGUAGAAGAGAAGAUUUAUAGAAGACAAGUCUUCAAGGAUUCCUUAAUACGUCAAAGCACGGGCGAUAAGAAAAAUCCCUAUCGCUAUUUCACUGUGCAAGAGCUAAAGGAGUUGUUCAUAUUGGAAGACACGCGAAGCUCGGCCACACAGUUACAACUGCAGUCCUUGCAUGCCACCCAAAGAAAAACAGAUACUAAGCUGGAUGAACACAUUGCAUACCUCCAUGCGCUAGAUAUAUUUGGCAUUUCUGACCAUGAUUUGAUGUACACACGUGACACAGCACAUGAUGAUGAAGCCGAAAAUGAAGAAGCCCAUAGGUACAUUGAACACAGAGUCCAAAAAGCCCAAGAGUUGGUACAACUAGAAUCUCAGUUGAAUGACCAGCACAUGAGAAAUAUCAGAAACACGACUGAAGGAGCAUGGCUGAGAGAUAUAGACUCAUCCACCCAGCCAAAAACAAAACCAUCCAAGUCUUCACCAAGUGAAAUUCUUGGGCCAUCUAUGUCCAAAAGGACAAACCCGAUAGUCAUGGAAUCACCCAUUCCAUCCAUGAAGAAAUCACCAACUCCUCCUCCAACUCCCAUGGUUAUCCCGCCUGUAUUUAUUAGUCCUGUCGUCAGUAAUGAAGUUAUUGAUCUUACAAGCGACGAUGACAACGAUGUUGUUAGUGAUAUGGUCAAUUUGAGCUCUAAAAUGACCAGUCUGGUUGUUGAAGACAUGGAUGAUGAGCAAAUGCUUCAGAUUAUUUCUAAUACGGAAGAUGCUUUGCCUUCUGAGGAGAAAGAACAAUUUCCCAGCUUCCAAGUGUGUGAACUAAAGCCUGGGACAGGUCUUGUGUCCCCUUUUCAGAAUCAUUCAGUAUCUAACAAGGAGAACUACAGUCCUGAAUCCAGCGCAAUCUCUGAACUGCCUGCCCAGGAUAAGGAUGAUGAGCAACUGGUUUUGCAUACAAUCAAUACGGAAGUUCUGCACUUCAAAAACAAAGAGUAUCAACCAACCAGACUGCAAGCAGAUGAGCAAAACGAGAGUCUAAAUGUUGUAUCUUCUCUUCUCCAAGCUACUUCAUUAUCUAUCGAAGGCAGUGUCAACUCUGAAUCCAAAAUUAUCUCUUGCGAUCCAUCUCUAGAAACAAGAAAUGAGCUUAAAGAUGUCCAGAUGAAACUGCUGCAGGACUCCAUUGUGUACCCUUCAGAUGGUGGCAUGCACCAAACUGAGUCUGACAUGUCACUUGAUGUUCUUCAUGGAGAUGCCUGCGAAAUUAAGGAACUAGAUGCUGUGGCACCACUUGAGACCAUAGUUAGCAAAAUGACAGAAAGCAUCACAUUGCAAAAAUCUGACACGAGAGAAACUACGCAAUUCAAGUCUCUUGAUAUUUCCUCUCACUAUCAGCACAGGAGAAAUAUCACAAACACGUCUGAAGGAGCAUCGCUAAGAGAUAUAGAAUCAUCCACCCAGCCAAAAACAAACCAUCCAAGUCUUCACCAGGUGACACUCUUGGGCCAUCCAUGUCUGAAAGGACAAACCCAAUAUCCUGCCCUCAGUAACAAAGUGAUUGAACUUGUAAGCCAUGAUGACAAUGAAGUUGUUGAUGAUAUGGUCAAUUUGAGCUCUAAAAUGACCAGUCUGGUUGUUGAAGACGUGGAUGAUGAGCAAAUGCUUCAGAUUAUUUCUAAUACGGAAGAUGCUUUGCCUUCUGAGGAGAAAGAACAUUUUCCCAGCUUCCAAAAUCAUCCAGUAUCUAACAAGGAGGACUACAAUCCUGAAUCCAGCGCAAUCUCUGAACUGCCUGCCCAGGAUAAGGAUGAUGAGCAACUGGUUUUGCAUACAAUCAAUACGGAAGUUCUGCACUUCAAAAACAAAGAGCAGGACUCCAUUGCGUACUCUUCAGAUGGUGGCAUGCACCAAACUGAGUCUGACAUGUCACUUGAUGGUCUUCAUGGAGAUGCCUGCGAAAUUAAGGAACCAGAUGCUGUGGCACAGGAUACCAUGCUUAGCAAAAUGACAGAAAGCAACUCACUGCAGAACUCUGACAGAAGAGAAACUGCGCAGUUCAAGUCUCUUGAUAUUUCCUCUCACUAUCAGGUCAAUUUCAACCUUGCCCUGGAGGAUUCUGAGAAUGAACCACAAACCUUCGCAGAAGAACACAUGUCAUUAGAGGAGACAGAAAAUGUAGGAUUCCAGCUGAGGUUAGAUAGCUACUGUAGCUCUGGAACUGAAUCAGUUGGGAGAGAACAUGGGAGUCACAGAGGCCUCCAGGCUGGCAAUGGUGCAGAGGGCUCUGUGGUCAUGGACGAUUCCAACGGUCCAUGUGAUAGUAGAGACAGUUUUGGGCUGGGGAAAAAGAAGCGUCCUGCAAUUAUUGUGUCGGAUGAGGAAGAGGAACAUGAUGAAUUAAUAGAUGAACUGGAUGAGGGACAAGCCAGGGGAAUUUGUAUGUCCACGCCAAAGACCAACAGGCCGAUUUGUUUUUCUCCAAGGAUCAAAUUGAGUGGAAGAAGAUCAACAGCUUCUCGUCGAUCCCUCUUCGAUGUGGUCUUGGAAGAAGUGGAGGGUGCAGCCGAAGAAGCAGGAACUGCCAGCAAUGUAUCUAAUGACGUUCAGCAUGAGUUUGAAGAAGAGCUAACCCAAAAUUACAUUGAGCAAAUGUCAGAGGAAGCGGAGCCAUCGGGAGAAACGCUGGAUUCUGAGAGAGAGCCUAGCCAUUUUCAGGAUACAGACUCUUCAAGAGGAGAAUCUUUUCCCUGAAGUCGCAAUAUAGAGGGAAUCUGAUCCUUCUGAAAAAAAGAAAGCCCUUAGGUUACUGUGCUUGAGUUGAAUGUUUGCUCUGAAGACUUGUUCCUACGGUUGAUUUUGUUUUGGAGAGCCAGCUGCUGAAAAUUAAAUAUACAGUAUAUUUUGGUC